AUGUCUAUCUUCUCGUCGAAGAAGAAGCAGCCAGACGACAAGAGCAAGCCGCAAGCUACUACAACCACAACCACCAACAGCAAUGGCGCAAACGGCACGGCGAAACCAGUCAAACCCACCGUCCAGACGCGCGGUCCUCCACCCAGGAAUGCACAGCCUGGCAUAUCGCAGCAGUCCGGCGCCCCACUCAGUCCUGCUGAACGGACAGCGCAGCGAGCGGCGUUGAUGGCAGCGAGUCGGCAGCGCAUGAACGACAGCAGUAAUCCGGACUAUUCGAUCAGCGGCAGUUUCAGCUCGUCGAAGGGGCGCAGCUCGCAUCCGUCGGAGGAGAAGGCUCAGCCCGUCAAGAGCUCGCACAAGACACUCGUGAAAUCGCCGGAGGGGAAGAAGACGAAAGGGAGUCCUGAGAAAGAGCCAAAGGAACCAAAAGACUCUAAGCCUUCGACACACUUCUUCUCAGCAGCGACUUUUUCGAGGAAGUCUGCUCCGCCGUCGGAGCAUCGGGGAUCGGUUGAGAAGGACGAGGGAGUGGUUGAUACGAUUGGAUCUGUCGAGAAGACUCCAGCUUUGCCGUCCGAGAGUACGGCGCCUGGGUACACCGUCGGAGGAGACGAUAAUACUUCCGCUCGAGGACAGCCGACGCCUCAGCCCUCGGAAGACUCGGGAUACGGGUCUGCGGCUCGGUCGGUGGUGAACACUUCUCAGACCGAUGGUGAGGCCCAAGCAGCUCCGAAGGCCAGGACUGCUUCAUUACCACGUGUUGACAGUGGUGUUGCUCCAAAGCUGAACUCGGCUUCGACAAGAAGGCCCGGGCAAGAAGACAAAUCUCUAGUCGCACCACCUGACGCGAAGACUCGAUCUAGAGGAGGUAGCAAGUCUGGUGUCUACGUCUCGAGGCUGGAUCCAGGUCCUAGCGGUUCGGACUUCGCAUCGAGGCUCGUCAACUUCAGCAAGCCUUCGUCCGAGGCAUCCAGACUGGGGGACUCGAAGAAGCCUGCCACACAGACAACUCAGUCUCGCGAGACUGGUCCAGCUCCAUCCGAACAGAUGAACAGUCGCGGACGAAGCACUGCGCAGAAGCCUGCCCAGUCGCCGGUCGCUCAGUCUUUUGACAGGCCGCAACCUCAGUACGCACAAGCAGAGCGCUCUGUGUCAUCCUCGCGGUCCGUCGAAAGACCCAAACCAUAUCCAACGCAGGCUGCAGAUACGUCUUCGUUCUAUACAGCACCAACGGGGACGCGGACGCCUGAAGGUCCCAGGACGUACACCCCAACUUCAAUGACUUCAGCUGGAGCUGAGCAGCAAUAUAAUUAUUCGCCAACUGCAGCGAAGUCUCCUGUCUCCUCUCGCUUCGCCGAUGGGGCCACUCUAGCGGCUCUACAGUCGAAGUACUCGGACUCCCAAAGAACGGUCGACACUAAUCCGGUACCGAACGUUAACCACGGUAACCAGCUGUCCUACCAGCCGCUGCAAUCCCCCACAAUGCCGCCACCCAACCACCACACCAGCACAUCAACCAUAUCCGACCAGUCUGCAAGACGCUCCACCCUCCCCCCUGUCUCUGCACUCGAAGGCUACAAAGUCAACAAGCGCGGCCAGAUCCUCGACGAAGAGGGCUCUGCGAUCGGCGAGCUGUUCGAAGGCGACCUGAUCGACUGUGUCCGCCAGAAAGUCAAUGCGGACGGUGAAGUGAUUGAUGAGUUUGGCAGUGUUGUUGGACGUGUCAGACCCGUUCGACGCGCUGGCGUUGCUUCUGCUGUGAGGUACUCGGAGGAGAGUCAGAGAUCUGCGUUUCAGUCGCCGGUUUACAGGACGCCGAUGUUUUCGGCUGCGGCUUCGGUGCAUAGGCGGGAGUCGAACGCCUCCCAGAUGACGGGCAUGCAGUCGCCGAUGGGUAUGGGGCAGCAGAGAGCUGUGCCGAGUGGGAUGGCGGCGCAGACGAUUGUUUCGCCGCUGGAUGGGCAGGGCAAUACGUUUAUCGCGGAACUGGACGCUUCGACAGAAGCAGAGGCGUUCCCGAUUAUGGACCACAGCGACAUCUUCGUGCCGACCUUUGGAUCUUCCCAGCGGUCACAAAGUCCAUCACAACUGAUGAAGGCCGAACUACCAGCGGUCGAACGACGACGAUCCUCAGACCACUCGCAAUACAGCGACGACACACCACCCCUCGAGCAGAAGCCCAAGAAAUGGGCGUCCCGCUACUUCGACCCCGGCCCGAACGAAGUAUCCCAAUCGCCAGUGGCAUCACGCCGCAACUCCAAGAGCCCUGCUGCCAACAGACGAACAAGCACGAUGGACUCCCAAUUCACCGCCCGCCGCGCGUCAGCCGUCGAACCAGUCCCCAAGCGCGCCUCGACAAUGGACUCCCAAUCCGCCUCUCUCCCCCGCCGCGCCUCCCAAUCCACCAUCCCGCCCACCCCGACCGUCCCCUCUGCCCCCGUCCCCGCCAUCAAAACAGAAGCGAAGCAAGCUCCCAACGGCUACAAAGCCGUCCUCGGCCCCACGCUCGAAGACCUUGCGGAAGAAUCACCCUCCCGCUCCUUAUCUGCGACAAGCAAAGCGAGCAAAUCCACCAGCAACCUGCACGCCGAUGCCCAGCGUCUGAGCGUCGCGAACGGUGCCAGCCCUGUGGGCUCGAGGAGGGCGAGUCUGCAGAUGGGGAGUAGUCUGCAUCCGCAGAGCGCGAGGGCGAGUUAUGCGCCUGUUCGGCGGAGUCCUCUGUCAAACUACGAAGCCACACCCCCCGGCUCCUCUUCCUCAACCACGCAAACCGCCGCGCCGAGCCGCAGCCCCAGCGCCCGCGCCGCUGCCUCCGUUCCCCGAGGCGAUUUGAGCACGCAACGAGGGGGCGAAGAUGAGGAUGGCGAGGACGCGGCGCCCGCGCCGGAUAUUCUGCGCUCGAAGCCGAAGGUAGCGGGGAAGAGCGAGAAGAGGGGCAAGAGUCCGAAGCCGCCUAAGGGGAAGGAGAAGGAGCUUGCGCCUGCGGCUCGCCCUGGGGCUGGGAAUUUGGAUACAGUGGAAAAGGCGAAGGUGGUGGAGAAGAGGAAGUCGAGGUUUAGUUUUAUGCGGUAG
Messenger RNA from Saxophila tyrrhenica, 3072 nucleotides. RefSeq lists its product as uncharacterized. The coding region runs from base 1 to 3072 and encodes 1023 amino acids. The record is from RefSeq and is a predicted model, not a curated record. NCBI's taxonomy places the organism in Eukaryota, Fungi, Ascomycota, Dothideomycetes, Mycosphaerellales, Extremaceae. The transcript has 2 exons.